Daucus carota subsp. sativus is the source of this 2376-nucleotide messenger RNA. RefSeq lists its product as uncharacterized. The record is from RefSeq and is a predicted model, not a curated record. The coding region runs from base 1 to 2376 and encodes 791 amino acids. Gene Ontology annotation, biological process: DNA integration. NCBI's taxonomy places the organism in Eukaryota, Viridiplantae, Streptophyta, Magnoliopsida, Apiales, Apiaceae. Gene Ontology annotation, molecular function: nucleic acid binding; protein dimerization activity. The transcript has 6 exons.
AUGAGAAAAUUUUGUGAAGAAAAGGGAAUUACUCAUGAGUUCUCUGCACCUAGAACUCCACAGCAAAAUGGAGUAGUGGAAAGGGAGAACAAAACCUUGAUAGAAGCUGCAAGAACCAUGUUAAAUGAAGCUCAAUUGCCAACCUACUUUUGGGCUGAAGCUAUCAGCACUGCUUGCUUCACUCAAAACAUCUCAUUAAUAAUCAAAUCUCACAAUUUAACUCUUUUUCAACUGUAUAAAAGAAAGAAGCCAUCAAUAAGCUUUCUUCAUGUCUUUGGAUUCAAGUGCUAUGUUCUGAGAAAUCAAGGUGAAAAUCUUGGGAAGUUUGAAGCCAAAGCAGAUGAAGCUAUUUUUUUGGAUACUCUACUGGGAAGUCCUGUAGACAUACAAAAGGAUGCUGCAUUUUGUUUAUUCUGUUACCUGUUUAAAGAUGAGUGCGGUGCUCGGGGAAACAAUGAGACAUUUUUCAAUCAGGGUUAUAUAAAUUGGAAGAAGCCUGAGAGAUUGGGAGAUCACAUUGGAAGGCAUAAUAGCAUUCAUAGUCAAAGUCAGAGAGCUUGUGAAGAUCUUAUGAAUCGAAAACAGCAUGUCGAUAUUGCUAUUAUGAAUCAGUCAGAUCAACUGAAACAUAAUUAUCGAAUUCAAUUAGCUACUGCCAUUGAUUGUGUCAAAAUUCUUUUAGCUCAAAGCUUGGCUUUCCAAGGACAUGAUGAAUCUGAGACAUCAAAAAAUAGAGGUAAUUUUAUUGUAGUGUUAAAGUUUCUUACAAAUCAUAGUUCGGACAUAAAAGAUGUGUUCAAAAAUGCUCCUGAAAAUAAUAAACUCACUGCACCCUCAAUCCAGAAAGAUAUAACCAAUGCUUGCGCAGUUAUAACAGCAAAUGCAAUUUCUUUGGAACUCGGUGAUGAAUUAUUUUCUAUAUUAGUUGACGAGGCCCGUGAUAUAUCAAAUAAAGAACAGAUGGAUGUGGUUUUACGUUUUGUGGAUAAAAAAGGUUGUGUUGUUGAAAGGUUUGUUGGUAUUGUACAUGUGACCGACACAUCUGCUGUAUCUCUCAAAGCUGCAAUUGUGUCAUUACUGGCAACAUAUGGAUUAAGCAUAACAAGGAUACGGGGUCAAGGUUACGACGGGGCAACAAAAAAUCACAAAAAACUUGGAUCUAUUUUUAACUGCAUUGCAAAUUCGACAAAUGUUGUUGGGGGAUCUUGUAAGCGCAGAGAUAUUCUUCGGGAGAAUCGAUUAGCAAAAGUAGUUGAGCAACUUAAUAGUGGUGAACUUACUACCGGGCGUGGUUUAAAUCAAGAAAUUUCAUUAAAACGAGCUGUUGAUACAAGAUGGGGAUCACAUUACGAUGUUAUAGUGAAUUUGAUUAGCAUGUAUCCUUUUUUAUUUAAUUUACUGGAAUAUGUAGAGAAUCAUGGAACACUUUCGAAUCAAAGGUCUGAUGCAAAUGAUCUUCUAGAUAGGAAAGAUCGGGACCUUCUGAAUGCCAUGGAUCUCAUCAAAGCAGCAAAAUUCAGAUUUCAGAAUUUGAGGGAAUAUGGCUUGGAGCCUUUAUUGGAAGAGACAUAUGAAUUUUGCAAUAAAAACUUGAUAACUAUCCCAAGAAUGGAGGAAGUAUUUGUACCUAGAGGGAGAUCACAGCGUGGAGCAGAACAAAUUACAAAUGAAGUCCACUAUCGAACAAGUUUGUUCUAUACUGUGAUUGAUGCACAAAUUGUUGAGUUAAAUUUUCGAUUUAACGAGAACAAGCUCAUUCAAUUUGUUGAGUUUUAUCCUGCUGAUUUUUCUCCGCCUGAUCUCAUAGUCCUAGAAAAUCAACUUCUCAAUUAUAUUUUUGAUGUAAAAAGUCAUACAGAUUUUAUUGAAGUGAAUGGCAUUUGUGGACUUGCUCAUAAAAUGGUUGAAACAAAGAAAAGCUUAGUUUAUCCAUUGGUGUUUAAUCUGGUGAAGUUGGCUUUAACUUUGCCGGUUGCUACUGCUAGCGCCGAGAGAGACUUUUCAGCAAUGAAGAUUGUCAAACAGCCAUUACGAAACCGAAUGGGAGAUCAUUGGCUAAAUGAUUGUUUAUUCACUUACAUUGAGAAGGAGAUAUUUGUGAAGAUCUCGACCAAAGAAAUUAUCAAAAAGUUUCAAGAAAUGAAGACUAGAAGAGUCUCAUUUGAAAAUGAAGGUGAAGGUGAUCUCUAUGAUAGUGAUGAUGAUUAUGAUGAUCAUGUUCAGAAUGCUGGAAUUAAUCCUGCAAUCAAUAUUCCAACUGAUGAGUUUUCGAUGGAUGAAACAAUAGCCAUCGAAAACACUGCUAGAAUAUCAGUUGAAACUCCUCUUGACUCGUUAGUUGAAAUUAUAUCUCCAAAUUCCAAUAUCCAGGAAUAA